This is a messenger RNA of Ostertagia ostertagi, 237 nucleotides long. The record is from the annotation of a GenBank genome assembly. Lineage: Eukaryota; Metazoa; Nematoda; Chromadorea; Rhabditida; Trichostrongylidae.
AUGUACAACGUCACUUUAUCGGCGAAGAUGGAAGGGCCUGAGGAGUUGAACUGCAGACUGUGCACGCAUGAGUGUUGGCCCCGUAACCAUUGUGCUGUCUCCGCAUCUGAGCAGUCGCAGCAUGUGAAAAACCUGAACGCCCGUGUCAGUGAGCUCGGACGCCCUGGUCCGCCAGGAAUCAAUGGAUCGCCAGGAUUUCCAGGAGUGAAGGGCGAGAAAGGCGAAAGAGGCAUUGAU